Messenger RNA from Haliotis rufescens (red abalone), 1029 nucleotides. RefSeq lists its product as uncharacterized. The record is from RefSeq and is a predicted model, not a curated record. NCBI's taxonomy places the organism in Eukaryota, Metazoa, Mollusca, Gastropoda, Lepetellida, Haliotidae. The transcript has a single exon. The annotation marks the transcript as partial.
UCAGAAACGGAUGUGAGGUCAAUAGAGAGAAUGACAAGAGGACAACAUAAAACAAAGUUUUGGAAGGAAGCCAGAUUGGAAAGGAUAACAAGUUCAAAGUUUGGCAAAGUAUUUAUCCGACAGACAUCUACAGCUCCAGAUAGACUUGUAUGUGACCUAAUGGGAUAUCGGGGCGAAUUUGGUAACAGACAUACCAGAUGGGGACUUUCACAUGAAUCGGCAGCAAGGCGGCAGUAUAUCAACAAAAUGGCAGGUCUUCAUCCACAGUUGAAAGUGUCUCAGUGUGGACUAAUUGUGAAUACAGACUACCCUUACCUUGCAACUAGCCCUGAUGGACUUGUGUCAUGCACAGAUUGUAGUACAUGUAGUAAUCAACAUGGCUUAGUAGAGAUUAAAUGUCCAUCUGUUUUCAGAGAUCUAACACCAGAAGAGGCUGCAUCAAAUACAAAUUUCUUCUGCCAUAUUGUGGACAAUAAUGUGACUCUAAAAGAAAACCAUGCAUACUACUUUCAAGUACAAGGACAGAUGGCCUUGACCAAAAGAACUUGGUGUGAUUUUGUGGUGUGGACUCUCAAAGGGAUAUCUAUUUAAAGGAUUACAUUUGACGAGAACAAGUGGCAUCAGAUGGUCACAAGGCUUCGCAGUUUCUAUCUGUCGGCCAUUAUUCCUGAAAAAUAUACCCUACGUGACCCGCGAGGUGUUUCACUGUAUUAGAUUGACCGUUGUACUACCAUCUUACCAGUUGUUUUACCCUAUGCUCACUCAGUCAAUUCAAUGUUUCACUCAAUACCAUAUCAUAUCUUUCUUUGAUAGUCAUAGAUACUUACCAUUCAGUGGGUGAAUUGUUACUUAACGCCGCAUUCACGGCGACUGACCAUUCAGAUAGUAUGUCGCUUAGACAUAGGAUAUCUUCUUCUCCUUGUAAUUUCUUGAACCAUUCUAUUAAGCCAUAACAUAUCAUAACAUAUUUUCUGUAACGUCUUGAAAUGACAACAUGGACAACAUGAUUAAAGAAAAUCAUCAAGCGUU